AUGGCUGGAGGACGCUUCAUAGGACUUGAAGGAACAGUCAAUGUACCUGAGGGGAGGGUGAUGCAAAACAAGAGCUCCGUAGAAGACUCUGUCAGGCUGAGGACAGAUACAGGUCCACAAAAGAAACUCCAUACUACAUGUUGGAGGAUGGAGAAGAAAUUCACCAUCACUAACGAGAAAUGGAGAAUAAGGACUCAGGGAGGAGGAAAUGAGCGUUUGACUGCCGAGCUGGACGGACGCAAAAGAAAUCCGGAGGAAAUAAAAAACCUAAGGAGAGCCGAGCAGGAGCUGAAGCACACACUGGAGGAAAUUCAGGAUGACCUGUGUGCUAAAGAUGAGAAAAUAACAGAGAACGCACGGCUCUUGGCCCGGAAAAACUGUGACCUACAGGAGCACUACAUUACGAUCCAGGACCUCCAACAGAAGAGGAAACAGCUUGAAGCGCGGCUGAAGUGCAGGCAACAGGAGCAGCGUAACCUGCACAAAGAAACAGCUGCCGAGACUAUUGAAGAGGAGCCAACGAAGGCUGAAAGCAUGUUGAAGCGGUGUGCUACAGGUCUGUGGAAAGGCAUCGCUACAGCAGGGAAAGUUCCCGCCUGUGUCGCCCUUACCGUGGGUGUCACAGUCUCCGUUGUGCCUGUCUUUGACCUUGUGGACGCCGCUGUAGACCUGCUGAUGUAGUCUUGUAUCCUUUCUAUAACAAGGGUUGGGGGGUUACAUACAGGGAUAUUAAAUCUGACAAAAGCUAAAUAAAACGGCCAUUGAACACAUUGCACCUGUCCGCCCAGGAAGGGGGCUCCCUCAUUUGUGGUCCUUCCCAAGGUUUCUUUCUUUUUUUCCCCUUAAAGGGUUUUUUUCUGAAAGUUUUUCCUUGCCCUCUUGAGGGGGGUGCUAUUUUACCAUUACAUGUGUCAAUGAGCAAUGAUCAAUUUAUAACUUGAAUCAACAGUAUGCAAUGAUAAGAAAUAACUAUGUAAA
Molecule: messenger RNA, 978 nt
Organism: Larimichthys crocea (large yellow croaker)
Lineage: Eukaryota; Metazoa; Chordata; Actinopteri; Sciaenidae
Exons: 8
Coding region: 1-681 (226 amino acids)
Source: RefSeq, a predicted model, not a curated record